This is a messenger RNA of Eruca vesicaria subsp. sativa (arugula), 1117 nucleotides long. The record is from the annotation of a GenBank genome assembly. NCBI's taxonomy places the organism in Eukaryota, Viridiplantae, Streptophyta, Magnoliopsida, Brassicales, Brassicaceae.
CUCAUCUGCUACCGUGUCCAUUCUUCACUCUCUUUUUCUCUCCUCUCCACCCAAAAAAAAAUCUCAUCACAUUUUCCCUAGGAAAAAGCAUCUCCGGUCAGAAAAAAAUAUUAUUACAAAACUCAAAAACCAUGUCUGGAGGUGUUGGUCCAACUUACAACGAUACCGCCUUACCCAAAGAAGAACAUCACGCCACCGGAGAAACCUCAACAGGCGCCAGAUUCUUCUCGUUCGGACAGCUAAACAUCCUCGCAGUAAUCAUUGUCCUCUCCGCAAGCGGUCUCGUCACAAUAGAAGAUUUUAUAUUCACACUCCUCACGCUCAUCUACUUCUUCUUCCUCUCCAACCGAAUCUUCCCUCCACACAAGAAUCCAAACCGCGACGCUCCUCUCACAAGCCCCACAAACAAGAUAUUCCGUCUCUACGUAGCUUCUGCAGGGAUCGUCGGGCUUUUAAUCCCGAUCUGCUACAUAUUCGAAGGAUUCCUCGAGGACGAUAAAAGAGGUGUGAGCGCUGCGGCGCCACACGUGUUCCUCCUGGCGAGUCAGGUUUUUAUGGAGGGAAUAGCCGCCACGUGUGGCUUCUCUGCUCCCGCUCGGAUCCUCGUGCCGGUUGUUUACAACGCUAGGAGGAUCCUAACGCUUGUGGAGUGGAUUAUGAACGAGUUCUCAAGGGAAUCUCCUGAGUAUGGGACGGGGACGGUGUCUCAGCUGCGGUUGAACGCCGGGAAAGUUUUGGCCGCUGUGAAUUUUGGGAUUUGGUCGUUUAAUCUCUUUGGUGUUUUGAUUCCGGUUUAUCUACCCAGAGCGUUCAAGAGGUAUUACGGUUCCAGCAAGGAGAUUUGAUUCCGGUUUAGAUCAAUUUUAUCACAUGGCUGUCUGAUUCCGCCUUUUCUACUCGGAGCUUCAAAAGGGGUAAGGUAUUACAGUUCCAACAAGGAUAACUAGAGCCCGUUAAGUAUUUUUACAGCUUUUAUUGUCCUUUUGUUUAAUCAGUCCGGUUCUGUUAUUGUGGUCGGGAUGUGUUUCUUCCUUCUUUUACCGUAUAUUGAUGUUUUCCUUGAUUAAUCGGUUUAUUUAGUUAAUGUUGUUAUUGAAGUUUCAAGGUUGAACAUAAG